UUUCUCUUUUCCUUCUACUCUCGCAAUUAAAAGCAUCAGACAUCUGAAGAACCUACUCGCUCUUCUGUCCCACAAGGCUCACCCAUGGCUCUCUUCCUCUCCUCUCUCCUCCUCCUCCUCUUCCUCUUCUCUCCUUCCUCUGCUUCUCCCACCAAUUCCCCGAGUUUAUCUCUAAGGAAGCAAGCUUCAAUCUUGGUUUCCCUCAAGCAGUCUUUAUACACCUCAGACUACUUGCUCCAGAGCUGGAACAUGUCAAGCCAUGCAGCCGUUUGCUCAUGGGUUGGUGUCCGAUGCGACGACACCAAGCGUUUAGUAGUCGAGCUUAAUAUAUCCAACUCGAACAUCUCUGGUUUCAUCUCCCCAGCAAUAGCUGAGCUCCAUAGUCUUAGAUACAUUUCAGUAGCCGGAAACAGUCUCUCCGGUGAGUUCCCACCUAUCGUCACUAAGCUCUCGGGCCUUCGACAUCUCAACAUCUCCGACAAUCAGUUUAAUGGUACCUUGGCUUGGAACUUCUCUACAAUGGUGGAGCUCCAAGUGUUUGAUGCUUACAACAAUGACUUCUUUGGGUCCCUACCUCUUGGCCUUUCUAUGCUACCCAAGCUUCAACACCUGGACCUCGGCGGGAAUUAUUUCUCAGGAGCCAUCCCAGCGAGCUAUGGCGAUUUCAAGGCCCUGAGCUAUCUCUCGCUCGCUGGAAAUAAUCUGAGUGGGUUCAUACCUGCCGAGCUCGGCAAACUCGGUGGUCUAAAGCAGCUCUACUUGGGCUACUACAACGAGUUUGAUGGCGGGAUCCCGGCCGAGCUCGGGAUUUUGGCAAAUCUAGUCCAUCUUGACCUAUCAAGCUGCGGCUUGGAGGGCCAGAUCCCACCUCAGUUGGGAAAUCUCGAGAAUCUGGACACUCUCUUCCUUCAUGCUAAUCAGCUCAUUGGCAUCAUUCCUCCCCACAUAGGCAACUUGAGCAGUUUGAGAUAUCUCGACAUCUCGAACAAUGCUCUCACCGGCGAGAUCCCGAAAGAGUUUUCCAAGCUCCAGGAGCUCGUCUUGCUGCAUAUGUUCUAUAACCGGUUUCAUGGUGAGAUUCCAGAGUUCAUUGCUGAGCUGCCAAAUUUGGAGACCUUAAUGCUCUGGCAGAACAACUUCACCGGGGCGAUCCCACCUGAGCUCGGGCGGAAUGGCAAGCUCCGAGAGCUUGAUCUGUCGACCAACAAGCUCACUGGAUUAGUCCCAAAAGCUCUCUGCUUUGGUAGGAGGCUGGAGAUACUAAUCCUGCUCAACAACUUCCUCUUCGGUCCCUUGCCAGAUGAUCUCGGAGCAUGCUCAACACUCUCAAGGGUUCGAAUGGGUCAGAACUACUUGAGUGGUUCUAUUCCCCGGGGAUUUCUCUACUUACCGGAGCUGUUGCUGAUGGAAUUGCAGAAUAAUUAUCUUACUGGAGUGAUAACAGAGGAGCCAACAAAGAAGCCUGGGAAACUAGGCCAGCUCAACCUCUCAAACAAUAGGUUGUUUGGGCCUCUGCCAUCAUCGAUCGGAAACUUCUCCGCAUUGCAGAUUCUUCUCCUCGACGGUAACCAGUUCACCGGGCCGAUACCGCCUCAGAUGGGCCUACUGAAGCACAUGCUGAAGAUAGAUAUGAGCGGGAACAACUUCUCUGGUAGAAUUCCCCCAGAGAUAGGUGAUUGCCUCCUGCUCACAUACUUGGAUUUGAGCCAGAACCAGCUCACCGGACCGAUCCCAGCUCAAGUCUCUCAAAUUAGAAUACUGAAUUACCUCAAUGUCUCAUGGAACCACUUGAACCAGAGCAUCCCAAACGAGAUUGGAAGCAUGAAGAGUCUAACUUCAGCCGACUUCUCGCACAAUGAUUUCUCCGGUAGAAUACCGGAGACCGGGCAGUUUGCUUAUUUCAAUGCCUCAUCUUUUCUUGCGAAUCCUCAACUCUGUGGAUCUGUUUCAAAUCCAUGCAACUUCUCAUCGAUGUCGCAGUUCCAACCAGACCAACAACAUGGUGUCAAAUCCCAACUCUCGGGAAAAUUUAAGCUCCUCUUUGCACUUGGCCUCUUAACCUGCUCUAUUGUUUUUGCCACAACAGUUGUCAUCAAGACCCGGUCGAUGAUGAGAAGGAACUCGAAGUCAUGGAAGCUCACAGCAUUCCAAAAGCUAGAAUUUGGGAGCGAAGACAUCGUAGAAUGCCUCAAAGAGAACAGCAUUAUAGGAAGAGGAGGAGCUGGAAUUGUCUACAGAGGAACCAUGCCGAAUGGGGAGCAGGUUGCGGUGAAGCGGUUGCUGGGUAUAAGCAAAGGCUCUUCACAUGAUAAUGGAUUCUCUGCAGAGAUACAGACUUUGGGUAAGAUAAGACAUCGGUAUAUUGUGCGGUUGCUCGCAUUCUGUACUAAUAAGGAGACUAAUUUGCUCGUCUACGAGUACAUGUCGAAUGGAAGCCUGGGAGAAAUACUUCAUGGGAAGAGAGGAGGUUAUCUCAACUGGCAAAGUAGGCUUAGGAUUGCAACUGAGGCAGCGAAGGGAUUAUGCUACCUGCACCAUGAUUGCUGUCCUCCCAUACUCCACAGGGAUGUCAAAUCCAAUAACAUCUUAUUGGAUGAAGACUUUGAAGCUCAUGUUGCAGACUUUGGCCUGGCCAAAUAUCUGAGGGACACCGGAGUCUCCGAAUGCAUGUCAGCCGUUGCAGGUUCUUAUGGCUACAUUGCUCCAGAGUAUGCAUACACCCUGAGGGUUGAUGAGAAGAGCGAUGUUUAUAGCUUUGGAGUUGUUCUCUUAGAGCUGAUCACCGGUAGGAGACCAGUGGGGGACUUCGGAGAGGAAGGACUAGACAUUGUCCAGUGGGCAAGGAUGAACACAAAUUGGAGCAAAGAAGGGGUGGUGAAGAUUUUAGACCCGAGGCUGAUCGAUGUUCCAUUGGAAGAAGCCAUGCAGGUGUUCUUCGUGGGGAUGCUCUGCGUCCAAGAGCACAGCGUCGAGCGGCCAACCAUGAGAGAGGUUGUUCAGAUGCUUGAACAGACGAAGCAGUCAUACAGUAUCCGGACGCUCUGAGGUCUUCAGCGCCUUAAAAAAGUCACUGCAAUUUAGUUUACAGAGAGCUUUUCCUCUGCUGCAUGGUGGGUGUUAUAAUGAGGAGGAAUCAUCCUCUGGUUGAUGGGGUUGUUCUUUGUCAAAUUAUAUGUACUGGUGCAUGUGAUGGGUGCAGUCUGUGCCCACUUUAUCUCUCUAAUUUUAUAUAAAACUUGUUAGAUGUCCCUAUUAAUUGUUUG
Messenger RNA from Elaeis guineensis (African oil palm), 3263 nucleotides. RefSeq lists its product as uncharacterized. The record is from RefSeq and is a predicted model, not a curated record. Gene Ontology annotation, biological process: protein phosphorylation. NCBI's taxonomy places the organism in Eukaryota, Viridiplantae, Streptophyta, Magnoliopsida, Arecales, Arecaceae. Gene Ontology annotation, molecular function: protein kinase activity; receptor serine/threonine kinase binding; ATP binding.